AUGGAGACAGCCAUGAGACAGCCGCUGCCUCGUCUCCGGCUGACGGUGCCCAUGCCUAUAAAGACGGGGAAGGUGGCGAUGUCUCCAGGAGAGGACGGUCUGAUUGGGAUCCCCUUCCCGGAGCAUAGCAACGAACUCUUGUCCCACCUCAAUGACCAGAGGAGGACGGGGCUCCUGUGUGACCUCACCCUCACCUCCCGCGGGGCCCGCUACCCCACGCACCGCUCCGUCAUGGCUGCCGUCAGCCUCUACUUCCGGCGGUUGUUUGGAGCAGAGGAAGGGGGCGGCGAGGGCGGGGGGGGGUUCAGCGUCUGCCAGCUGGACUGCGUCGCACCCGAUGCCUUGGACGCCCUUCUGGAGUUCGCCUACACUGCCACGCUGACCAUCCCCAGCUCGGGGAUGAGAGACGUGCUGCGAGGAGCUCAGCUGCUGGGGAUUCAGUGUGUGGCCGACGCCUGCAGGGACAUCCUGGGAGAGACGGCGGAGGCCGAGGGGGAGACGGCCGAGGAGCAGCGAGUCCAGCAAGCAGUUAGUGAGAGGUUGGUGGAGAGUGCCGUAGCCAAAGGGUCCAGAAGAAAAACGAACAAAAAGAGGUUGAAAAGGGUGGGGCCAGUUCACAUCACCUCGUCACCUCUGAACCCACCGCCCAUCUCUCCUACCUCGCACCCCUCACCUGCGUCUGACUGCCUUCGCUCCCAGCCCUCCACCCAGCCCCCCAGCCCCGAAUCCGAGGAGCUUUACCUCAGAGCUGGCCAGAACGGGGAUCCCAGGGUGGGCCGAGAGCCCGGGAGUGGUGCCACACUAAACGGGGGGCUCCUUCACUGGGCCCAGGAGCGCCCCCGCAUAGCCCACCCGCCCCCUGUCCAGCCCUUGAGUGAGAAGUUGUCGGAGGAGGAUGAGAUGGAGGGUCUGGGCGAUGAUGUCACGCUGAUGGGGAGCAGCUCCACACCUACCUCUGCGGCGGAUGGAGGCGCAGCCUCCUCAAUGGCGGGAGGGGGGAGGAAGAGGAAGUCUCAGACCCCCCAGCAGUGUCCGGUCUGUCAAAAAAUCAUCCACGGAGCUGGAAAACUGCCCCGGCACAUGAGGACUCACACAGGGGAGAAACCUUUCCAGUGCCCUGACUGUGGGGUUCGCUUCACCCGUAACGACAAACUGAAGAUCCACAUGAGGAAGCACACGGGCGAGCGGCCCUACCCCUGCCCCCACUGCCCUGCCCGCUUUCUCCAUUCCUACGACCUAAAAAACCACCUGUCCCUCCACAGCGGGGCGCGGCCCUUCGAGUGCCCGCUCUGCCACAAGGCCUUCGCCCGGGAGGACCACCUCCAGCGCCACCGCAAGGGCCACAGCUGCCUGGAGCUGCGCACCCGCCGGCCCAGGCGGGGGCCCGACCUGCUGGAGGACGUGCGAGGGGACGACGGCCGCAGGGAGCCCGCUUUGCCCAUGCCGGCCCACGCGUCCGUGUUCCACCCGCGCACGGUGCUGGACGGCGGGGUGGGGGCCGGCACUGGCCCGCCGCUUUUGUUUGCAGGCGACAUAGAGCGAGAGCGCUCGCUUGCCUUUCACGCUCUGGCCCAGCUCGGGCCUCAGAGGCUGGCCAACUACCCGGAGCUCUUCCUGCGAGGGCUGGAAAUCCGAAGUGGAUUGGAGGCCGAGGGGGAAGAUCCCGGAAGAACCUGCUCUCCGGCUCUGCAGCGCGGCCGAUGGGCCGACGAAAUGGAAGAGGAAAUGGGAGAGGAGGAAGCAGAAGACGGGGAAUAG
Messenger RNA from Menidia menidia (Atlantic silverside), 1758 nucleotides. The record is from the annotation of a GenBank genome assembly. Lineage: Eukaryota; Metazoa; Chordata; Actinopteri; Atheriniformes; Atherinopsidae.